This is a messenger RNA of Erigeron canadensis, 716 nucleotides long. Its product is annotated as mitotic-spindle organizing protein 1A-like. The record is from RefSeq and is a predicted model, not a curated record. NCBI's taxonomy places the organism in Eukaryota, Viridiplantae, Streptophyta, Magnoliopsida, Asterales, Asteraceae. The transcript is spliced from 2 exons. Gene Ontology annotation, biological process: mitotic spindle assembly; gamma-tubulin complex localization; microtubule nucleation by interphase microtubule organizing center. Gene Ontology annotation, cellular component: interphase microtubule organizing center; gamma-tubulin ring complex; centrosome. The coding region runs from base 197 to 418 and encodes 73 amino acids.
UGAGGAUUUUGGGGGAAUCUUUCUUCUCCCUAGCUAAUAAUCAUUCAUUUCCCAUUAAUUCAUGAUUUCAUUCAAAGGAUAAAAAGAAAAACGAAAUAAUAAUAAUAAUAAAAUCCAAAAAAUUUCGAAAAGAUUCCCCAAACUCACCAUCCACUUUGAUAGCGGUUAUUAAUUAAGUUCGGAAGAGGUUUCAUUCAUGGAUACAGAUGCUGCACGAACAGCUCGGGAAUCUCUAGAGUUAGUUUUUCAGAUGUCAAACAUUCUUGAUACAGGGUUGGAUCGCCACACGCUUUCUGUGCUAAUUGCGCUUUGCGAUCAGGGGUUAAAUCCCGAGGCACUUGCUACGGUCGUUAAGGAGUUUCGUAGGGAUCCACCAUUGACCACCUCAACAGCACAAACAACUCCCUCCACUAAAUGAUCUCUGAUUAUGAGAAUACACUGAUCUCUGCUUAUGUUCUAACAUUUGAUGUUCAUUUGGUUUUUAAACAAUCAGGUCUUGGCCCAUGGACAUAUAUGCAGUUUUGCCUGUACUGGUGUAAUAUUUAUUUCAACUUAUGUAGAGUAUCCUUAGGGUGGAAAAGUAUAUGAUGAGUGUCGAGUAGUUCAUAUGCUAAAUGCGUGUUGCUUUUAGAUAUUAUGAUAUAAAGUGAAAACAGGUUUUAAUUGGAGGUUCCAUGAUCAAACAUGGACACCACUUGUGUGUCUUCGACAUGUAA